Chelmon rostratus (copperband butterflyfish) is the source of this 2640-nucleotide messenger RNA. It is a transcript of the gene pawr, whose product is annotated as PRKC, apoptosis, WT1, regulator. The transcript has 7 exons. Gene Ontology annotation, cellular component: cytoplasm. The record is from RefSeq and is a predicted model, not a curated record. Gene Ontology annotation, biological process: positive regulation of apoptotic process; apoptotic process. The coding region runs from base 248 to 1276 and encodes 342 amino acids. NCBI's taxonomy places the organism in Eukaryota, Metazoa, Chordata, Actinopteri, Chaetodontiformes, Chaetodontidae.
CCGGUGUGGAGGGCAGAGCGAGCGCAGCUGCUCUCAGCGCUCGCGACAAGCGCCAUUCAUCUGAGCGGACCGCGGGCACACCUGGUCGGACCGAAGACGGCAGUUUAACGAGCGAAACAGUUCCACACAGCACCCGGGUUAAUCGCUUGAGGAAUGCGGUGCCAUUAGGACGGGAGCCGAGAGCUGAAAGUUCAACUUCAACGUUCAGUUCGUUUUCACCAACUUGAGGAACUUAUCAAAAGGGAUCAUGGCCACAGGCGGGUUUAAGCCAAACGCAACGACAGACUUUUUGGAGGAGUGGAAGGCAAAGCGGGAGAAAAUGAGAGCCAAAAUGCUGGGGGACAUUGCGGCAGCCACCGGGGCUCCCUUGGGUGCCGGCAACACAAACAGCAGCAGUCGCCACGCAUCUCCGCCGGGCGCCGAGCUCACCAACAACGGCAACCCGGACCGAAGCGCCUCCAACUGCCUCCCCUCCUCCUGCUCUGUGGCUCGGUCCUCCUCCGGCACAGCUUUGAAGAGACCCGAGGAGGAAACGCACCACCCCGCUGCACCCACGGCCACCCCGGGGAGCAACCUGAAGAAAGCCCCGCCUCAGACGGAGAAGGCUCAGUGCGCCUCGCCGGACUCCAGCUCCAUGGCGUGCAAUGACAGCGACAAGGAGAGUCCGUCACCCAGUAAGGUCAAGGAGAAGAACAGCACUGGUCCCAGCGCCAGAAAGGGGAAAGGGCAGAUCGAGAAGAGGAAGCUGAGGGAAAAGAGGAGAUCAACAGGUGUUGUCAGCAUACCAUCCAAUGAGAGCCUGGAUGAGCUGGAUGAUGACGACGCAGGGGAGAAGGAGCGGAGGCAGGAGGAGGAGCUGGUUCAGGCCAACACUUUCCAGAACGAGGCCAUGACAGCUGACCCUGCCAGUGGCCACUUAUUGGAUACCCCCAGAUCUGCCAGCAGCCGCCACAAGAGCUCUGCAGGGCCGGGAUCUGAAGAGGAGGUGGGUGGAAACAGCAGACAGCGACACAACCGUCACGGCAGAGAUGGAGGAGCUGCAGCACCAGGAAGUUUGGAGAAAAGGAUGGAGGAGCUUGAGAAGGAGCUUGCCAGAGAGCGUCAGGAGAACGUCAGGUUGCUGAAGGCCCACCAGGACAAAGACGACCUCAUCGGGAAGCUGAAAGAGGAAAUUGACUUGCUGAACAGAGACCUGGACGACAUCGAAGACGAGAACGAGCAACUCAAACAGGAGAACAAGACUCUGCUGAAAGUGGUGGGUCAGCUGACGAGGUAGAACCGCCCUCGAUGGAUGGAGCGUCUCUAUUCUGUCCUUCCUCCCGCCCUCCUGCCCCGGGUCAAGUCCAGCAGCAUGGCCUUUUAUCUGUUUGAUUCUGUCUGAACCUGUAAAGUAGUCAAUCUCAGCCUCACAGCCUUAAGUAACCCCCCCCCCCAGGAGGAUUUAUCCCAUUUGUUGUGAAAGCUGAGCGAACUAGAGUCGAGCGUUCUCCUGUGAGGCUCGUCUGUCAUCGUAUACAUAUUUAAUGUAAAUUUAUUGUAUAUAGGCCAUUUAGGUUGUUCAUUUUUUGGGGAUUUUUUUUUUUUUUUGAUAAGGUCUUAAAAAGCAAAAGUAAAAUGAAUGUAUGUGCUGCACAAACAAGUGCACGCAGAGUCUUUUGGAGGUUCAAACAGAGUGUAUGUGUGCACACAGCAGCCACCCAGGUAAAUUGAAAAAGAUCUCCAGCGUUGAAGUGUUCGGAUUGUGUCUGUGUGCAGUUUCACCAGCGAACUUGUGACGAUGGAGCUUCUGUCGAGGAACUCUUGGACCAAAUUCAACAGAAUUACUGCUGCAGCACCAGCAGCCAAAGUGGGCGAAGUGCCUUGCAAUGCAUGUGAGAUUUAUUUUGUCGAUCUUUAAAAAAAAAAAAAAAAAAAAAAAGACAGUUAAAGCCUGGUGCUUUAUUAAUGAACAUACAGUAAGUGCCAGGUUUACUUUCCUCCAUUAACGUCUUUGAAAACAAGCAUCUACAAACUGUAAUGAGGAUUAUAAAUAUGUCCAGUUUAACUGAUAAAGUGAACACAAGCAAGACUUCAUACCAGUUAGAUGCUUUGUGCAUUUCAGCAUUCACAUCUGAGCAUUAUACCUGUCCUUGAUGAAAUGUUUUAGGGUGAAACCCGUGCCUAGCAUAUAUGUGGAUUCUUUUGUAAGAAGCAUUCUGCUCUCUGUAAUUCGUUUACAAGUUAUUCUAAGUUAAGUCUUUGCAAUGUUCGACGGCCGUCUCGCUGCUCUGACGAUGGCAUCGAAGAUGUGUGGAGUGAGCUACAGUGCGUUUUCUUGUAUGAUAACCAAAUGAACUGAAGGAACAUACUAUUCGACGUGCAUCUCUUUUGUUUACUCAAGGGAACAGGCUUGGCUGGUAGUGGCAUUUUAUUUCCUGUAUUUAGAUCAUUUCGCCCGGCUGAGGAGCUGCUCAGCGAGCGUUGCAAUUAAUCCGUAGGUUUUAGUCCGUCGAUAGGUAACUCUGCUUCUACGUGCACUCACAUAUUUUGGGGUAAGGAUCAGCCUGUUGCAGACAGACAUCACAGACCCGUCUCUCUUCCCAUUACAUUAUGCAUGUACAGAAGAUUAAGACAUUUAAUAAAAGUUUGAUUAUCUCUCUC